UGGGCUUAUUUACCAUGAAUGAUAAGCCCAGGGUAUAAAAGUGAGAGUUGAUGCUGACAACUCACCAGCUGCAAGAUGGCAAAGCUUCUACUUGGAACAGCAUUGAUCUUGUUGGCAUGCCUGGAACUGGGCUCUGCCUACAGACUGGUUUGUUACUUUACAAACUGGGCUCAGUACAGACCAGGAGCGGGGAAGUACAAGCCAGAGAAUGUGGACCCUUGCUUAUGCACACAUCUGAUCUAUGCUUUCGCUGGAAUGAGGAACAAUCAAAUCUCCACCUAUGAAUGGAACGAUGUAACCCUUUACCAUGAAUUCAACAGCCUUAAAAACAAAAAUGGAAACCUUAAGACACUCCUGUCCAUCGGAGGCUGGAACUUUGGAACUCAGAAAUUCACCGCCAUGGUUUCCUCAUCAGGAACUCGCCAAGUUUUCAUUAAGUCUGUGAUUAGCUUCCUGCGCGGUUAUGGAUUUGAUGGUUUGGAUAUUGAUUGGGAAUAUCCUGGAUCAAGAGGCAGUCCCCCACAAGACAAACAUCUCUACACGGUGUUAGUGCAGGAAAUGAUGGCAGCGUUUGAAGCUGAGGGGAAAAGCACAGGAAGACCGAGACUGCUGCUCUCUGCUGCAGUUGCUGGUGGCAAGAGUAACAUUGAUUCUGGCUAUGAGAUUCCCGAGCUCGGAAAAGUCAUUGACUUCUUCAAUGUGAUGACAUAUGAUUUCUUUGGACCCUGGAGCCGUACCACUGGAGAAAAUAGCCCUCUAUAUGCUCUCGCAAAUUCCCAAAGUGCUCUCAACUUGGAGUUUAAUGUGAACUAUGCAAUGAACUACUGGAAGGAGAAAGGAGCUCCUGCAGAUAAACUGAAUGUUGGAUUCCCAACAUAUGGCCACACCUUCAGACUGACCUCAUCCAACAAUGCAAUUGGAGCCCCAGCAUCAGGUGCUGGACCAGCUGGGACGUACACUAGACAAGCUGGAUUCUUGGCAUAUUAUGAGAUCUGCACAUUUUUGCAAAGUGCCACCAUGAAAUGGGAUGCUUCACAGAUGGUUCCAUAUGCCUACAAAGGAAAUGAAUGGGUUGGAUAUGACAAUGUGCAAAGCUUUAAGGACAAGAUUGAGUGGCUAAAAAAGAACAACUAUGGAGGAGCUAUGGUGUGGGAUCUUGCUCUGGAUGACUUCUCCGGUGCUUUCUGCCACCAGGGGCCUUAUCCUCUCAUCAAUACACUGCACACAGGGCUUGGAAUCUCUGCAGCUUGUGUUCCAUCUAAAACAACGUUGCGACCAGCUGUUCCUCCUACACAGUCUCCCAGCGGUGGUGGCGGUGGUGGUGGUGGUGGCGGUGGUGGCAGCGGUGGCAGUGGGUUCUGUGCUGGUAAAGCUAACGGUAUCUACGCUGAUCCAAAAGACAAGAACAAGUUUUACCAGUGUGUGAAUGGAGUGACCUACCUGAAGAAUUGUGCUACUGGACUCGUCUUUGAUCCUUCCUGUGACUGUUGCAACUGGGCAUAAGUAGAAGGUUUGCCAUGAAUCUUCGUUGGGCACCAGUGAAGCUGUAACUGGUCUUCAGUCUAAUUACUGAAAUAGUGUACCACAUCUAAUUUCUCUCAACUGAAGAUAUAACUUGCAGUUUAAACAGCAAAAUAAAAUCAUUGAGCCACAUAGAAAA
Rhincodon typus (whale shark) is the source of this 1660-nucleotide messenger RNA. RefSeq names its product acidic mammalian chitinase-like. Gene Ontology annotation, cellular component: extracellular region. Gene Ontology annotation, molecular function: chitin binding; chitinase activity. The coding region runs from base 76 to 1503 and encodes 475 amino acids. Gene Ontology annotation, biological process: chitin catabolic process; carbohydrate metabolic process. The transcript is spliced from 12 exons. NCBI's taxonomy places the organism in Eukaryota, Metazoa, Chordata, Chondrichthyes, Orectolobiformes, Rhincodontidae. The record is from RefSeq and is a predicted model, not a curated record.